GUGUUUGACUCUUAAGGUGGAUAGAUAUCUUUGACUUUGAAAGGGGCUAGGGUUAAGUCUAGGGUUUUGAGGUGAGGAUUGAACAUAUAGUUAUGGAGGAGUCUGAACUUGAAGAAGGAGAGGCUUGCUCUUACAAUAUUACUAACGAAUACGCUGGAAGCAUAGACCCUGAUAACGAUCUUUCUUACAUUGAUGAGAAGCUUCAACACAUCCUUGGACACUUCCAGAAAGACUUUGAGGGCGGUGUUUCAGCUGAGAAUCUUGGGGCGAAAUAUGGUGGCUAUGGCUCUUUCUUACCAACUUAUCAACGAUCUCCUGUUUGGUCUCACCCGAAGACACCAGCAAAACCUCAGAGUUCUACAGGGACUAGAUCUCCCAACAACUUACUAGGGGAGUCCCAGAGUGGCAAUGCAGCUUCGUCUAGUGUUCCUAAAAAGGCAAAAUCUGGGCUUGCUUCCUCUGGAAACCCCAAAAAAUCAGUGAAAUCCAGGAAACCCAGUUCCAGUGCCAGAAUGGAAUCUGCAACUAAGAAACCUGGUGUCUUUAGUAAACAGAAUUCUCUGAAGCUUCGGAUAAAGAUGGUACCAGAUGGUUUAUCUACCGAAAAGAAUGCUGCUGCGAUAUACAGUGGCCUUGGGCUUGAUGUAUCACCUUCUUUGUCCUUAGAUAAUAAUAGUCUUUCAGGUAGUGAAGGGAUGAAUGGGGAGCCUCAGGGUUAUUCUCCAAUGGAGUCUCCCACCAGUAUUCUGAAUGUAAUGACUUCACUUCCUGUGGAUCAUCGUCAGUUGCUAUCUCCUCUCUCUGAUGAUCUGAUUCGAUUCAUUGCAAGGGAAAAAUCCGAAAAGGGAUAUAAGUAUACAUCUCCAUCCAGGCUUUUCACUGAGAGUUCUUCUGCUAUGGCGAACGAUUUGGAACCUCAGAAGGCUGGAGAAAAACCAUCAGUAGAAAAGAAAAAAAAGAUGGUGGAGAGGAGCAGCUUUUCUGCAGAGACAAAUGUCCUCAGUAAGAAGGGCCUGUUUGAUGCAACUGAUGCCACUGUCAAGGAGUCAGUGGAAACAAACACAUCAUAUCCUACUGCUGCGGAGAAAGAAACAGCCAGUAGUAAAUUAUCUGAUGCAUCCAAGGAAAACUACAAUGGCACUGUUAGGGGAGAAAUGGUGGGUGAUGUCGACAGAAGGUUGUGGGGUCUAACUCGUCAUAAAGAUCUUGGGGCGCAUCAUGAGAAUCCAAAGACUAUUUCUGCUGGAAGUGUUCGGGAAGAUAAAAAGGCUAAAUUUGGUGAUGAUGAGGCUUCAGGACACCCAAGGAAAGUUGGCAAAUACAAAGGAAGCAAAGCUUCUGAUUCAGUCAAAAAAGAAUCGAGUGCGUCAAAGGUGAAAAGUGGUCAUAAAGUGGAGCCAGAACAUCCUUUGAGAAAGCAGAAGUAUGACCAAAUAGAACAGGAGCCACCGUCUUCAACAAAGGUCAAGGAACAGCAAACCUCUGUUGUUUUUGAGACUAAGCUGAAUGGUCAAGCUGAGAAGAAGGAAGUGGUAGCCUUGAAACCACAAAGUGAUAGCAAAAAAGCCGAGGACACUUACAAAGACUUUUUUGGAGACAUAGGGGACUCUGAAGAAGAAGAGGAACAGAAUUGUUCGCUGGACGUAAAAGAUUUGCGGAUUUCAGAAAAGGGACUUCCGCCCUUAGAAGAUAUGCCUGACAAAUCGAGCUUCCCGCUGGUAGAACCUCAGAACGUUGGUCCUGAACCCAUGUUGAGAAAACUUGGUUCUGAUGCUUCUCUUCCGAAAGCAAAUCCCGUGAUCAUACAAGAACAUUGGGUUGCUUGUGACAAGUGUGGAAAGUGGCGGCUUCUUCCUUUUGGCGUCGUCCCAGAAGACCUUCCUGAGAAAUGGAUGUGCACAAUGCUUAAUUGGCUGCCUGGAGUGAACUAUUGCAAUGUUCCUGAAGAUGAAACAACGAAGGCACUGUAUGCAAUGUAUCAGAUCCCUGUCCCUGAGAGCCAGGCUUCAAUGCAGAGUAAUCCCAGUGGCCCUAAGCCUCAGUUUAACCAGGGAGAUGACAACACAAAGAAGAAGAAAAAGGGUUUUAAAAAGAUAGACAAUGGAAUGUAUAAAGAAGGUUCUCGAACUGCCGAAACUAACAAGACCAUCCAAACAUCGUCAAGAAAUGGUAUUCAAAAUUCGCAUGGACUUGGCGACUUGGCCGAGGAUGAGAGGCAAAUACAUAAACAGAAAGAGAAAGGAAAAUCAGUGGAUCACCUCUCUGAUGAGUCGAAGAGCUUGAAGGCGAAUAACAAAAGAAAAUCAGAUCUAGAGAGUUCUAUGCUGGCCAAAAAAAUGAAGAUUGAAAGUUUUCUGUUUCCUGAUGAAUCCGAACAUGGAAAUGGACGUCCUACCUCGAGUAGUGGUGUCCCUGUCACGUCAGCAGAUAUAAAGCCCAAGCCUCGAGUCUCCUCCAAAAUGCCAAAAGAGGAAGGAGGAGCUUCAGACACUGGAAAUAGCAAUAGCACAGGGGGGAUUAAAAAGAGGAAACUGAGAGAAAGCCAUGGUUCUAGGAUUUACAGUGAGAACGAAAAUCAUGAACGAAAGAAAGCUCGAGUUCGUAAAGAAGAGAAGGAGCCUAGUUAUUCUCAAGGCAAUGGGAAGUUGGAAAAGAAAAAUAGAAGUCAUUCGAAAAGAGAGUAUGCACAUGUUCAGAACUCAAUCGCGGCCACUUCGAGUUCUUCUAAGAUUUCUGAUUCUCAUAAACCCAGAAACAGCUCCCACGAAGCUAAAUGUUCGCCUGUUGAGUCGGUGUCUUCCUCACCUAUGAGGCUUUCCAACAUGGAGAAAAGUACAUCUGCGAGAAAAAAGAAAGAAGAAUCUUAUGAUGCUAAUGUCUAUGCAGCAGGUAGUUUGAAAAAAUUCUCAGAUGGUGAAGGUGAAGAUGAUGGUGGGAGUGAUAGAUCGCUGUCGCGGAUGAAGGACAAACAUGGAUCCCAUGAGUCUUCUGUGCUUGAUAUUUGGGAUAAUAAAGGAUCUUUGAAAGCCAAAGAGCGCGCUGAUCCUUCUCUCGAUGCCAAUUUUGAGAAUGGUGGCCACAAGGAUUUACCGCGGAAACUGGAUCAUAUUCUCGGUGAAGGAAAACAGUCUAGCGAUCAUCAUCGACGUAGCAAUGAUUCCCUGGCAAAGAAGUCAGGAAAAGCUUCAUCUUCUCGGUCCAAAGAAAAGAGCCAAACCAUUAGGUCUGAUUUACGGGAUGGCCCGAGACAUAUUGAAAAGAAGAUAUACGAUGGUAGUCCUGACAGUAGAGCGGAUAUGAUCGCGAGACCAAACAUUCCAAAACCUUACGACUCCGAAAGAAUAUCGGAGAGGAGUAAUAGAGCAGAUUUAGCUUCUCCAUCACGGCCACCAUGUAGAGGUAUUCAAGGGGAUUCUUCUAUGCUUUCUGUCCGUAAGAAAGUCGAUAAAUGCAGCACAUCAGCUGGAAAUAAUAAUAUUCAAGCUGAUGAUGUGACAAAGGCAACCACCCAAAUAAGAAGGAAAAGCGAGCCUUCUCCAAGCCCCUUGCGAAAGGAAGUAACAUCUGCACAGGCCGCCCAUAAUACUUUAAAAGAAGCUAAAGACUUGAAACAUACAGCUGACCGCCUCAAGAGUUCUGUAUCAAAUCUCGAGCACAUUGAGCUCUACUUCCAGGCUUGCCUUAAGUUUCUUCAUGGUGCUUUUCUCUUGGAGAUGAGUAGCAACGAGAGUGCUAGACAAGGAGAAACAAUGGUCCAAUCUAUGAAGAUUUAUAGUAGCACAGCGAAUCUUUGCGGAUUUUGUGCCCAUGAGUAUGAGAAGUCUAAAGAUAUGGGAGCUGCUGCCCUGGCUUACAAAUGCAUGGAGGUCGCGUAUAUGAGAGUGGUUAAUUCCUCCUACACCAGUGCUAAUAGAUAUCGAAAUGAAUUGCAGACUUCUCUGCAAAUGAUUCCGCCAGGUGAAUCUCCUUCUUCAUCUGCCUCGGAUGUUGAUAACGUGAACCAUCCAGCAGCAGUAGACAGAGUUGGUACCUCAAGGGGCAUCAGUUCUCCUUUAGUUGCUGGGAACCACAUCAUUUCUGCGCAAAACCGUUCUAAUCUUUUACGCCUGCUUCAAUUUGCUCAGGACGUAAAUCUGUCAAUGGAUGCCUCGAGGAAAUCACGUGUGGCAUUAGCAGCUUGUAUUGAAAACUUGGGGGAGGCCCAACAACAAGGAGAGGGUAUUAUAUCUAUUAAAAGCGCCCUUGAUUAUAACUUCCAAGACAUUGAGGGAUUGCUACGUUUAGUGAAGCUUGCAAUGAAGGCCAAUAACCGGAUUUUGUUUGGAUCAGGUAAGCAUUUGUACAAACCAAGAGGAGUUCAGUUGACAGAGUCCGCUGUGAAGAGGUUUCUGGUAGACCAAGGAAGGAACUUGGCAUUUGCGAUUUUCAGAUGCUUCUCUUAUUCUACCAAAGGAACAAUUCACAAUGGCAACAUCAUAACAAGCUACUUUCCCAACUAAUUAUCCAAGAACUAUGUAUGGAUUAUACAGAGCAACCAAGAUGUAACUUCUGGUACUGGAUUUUCUAUUUCUCGAUCCCAUGACAGUGAAAGAUAGUUCCCCCAGUAUCAGAUUCUAAAGUCUAAACUGUCGUCAUUCAAAAUAAGCCAUUUAGGGUAUUACAAAGAAAAGAUAUAAUAAGAUUACAAGAUCUGGAGUUAUAGUAGCUUUUCCUGUAGUUGUGAUAGGCUUUCUAAGUUUUAGGAGUGUUGUCUUUUUUGUAGAUAAGAAAGUAUAAGUUACAAAUAGAGUUUUGCCGUCUUACUCUGCCGGAGGAGCUUUCUAAGUUACUGGUAACUUCCCCAUCUGAUUUUCAGGUGCAGUUCUCUGCAAAGUUCUGAAAUAGGCUUUGGUUCUUGUAGCUAAAACAAUAUGUUUGUUUUUGACUGGAGAUUCUCGACUGAGUGUAUAUGUAUGUAUGCCCCCUCCGAUUUCAAUGGCCUUAUUGUAUAAACUGUAACAUUGUCC
Arabidopsis arenosa is the source of this 5006-nucleotide messenger RNA. Lineage: Eukaryota; Viridiplantae; Streptophyta; Magnoliopsida; Brassicales; Brassicaceae. The record is from the annotation of a GenBank genome assembly.